Molecule: messenger RNA, 2847 nt
Organism: Populus trichocarpa (black cottonwood)
Lineage: Eukaryota; Viridiplantae; Streptophyta; Magnoliopsida; Malpighiales; Salicaceae
Product: protein VAC14 homolog
Exons: 20
Coding region: 428-2605 (725 amino acids)
Biological process (GO): positive regulation of kinase activity; phosphatidylinositol biosynthetic process
Cellular component (GO): PAS complex; endosome membrane
Source: RefSeq, a predicted model, not a curated record
AAUAAAUCCCCCUAUCUCCUAGAAACUGCUCGCUCUGCUGAUCAAGCACUCAGGGGAAAAAAUAAAACUCUCUUCUUUCUUAAAAAAAUAAAAUUAAAAAGCAAAUUAUUAAUUUAGUAGUAAGCCAGAAAAGAAGUGGAAAACGAAAAUUUAUUACUUCAGCUGAUAAAGUAGAAAGCAAAAACAAGUCCGCGAGAAAGGAAAGGAAAGGAAAAGAAAAUCAAGUUUCUCUUCUAUUUUGCUCUCAGAUCUGAAUUUCCACUUCUUUUGAUCUAAUAAAAACAAAUUAAUGUUUAGAUUUGAACAGGAAAAGAUGAGGAAACGGAUUUCUAUUUCUUUUUCUUUUUGAUUUUGAUUUCCUUUUUCAGGGAAUUGAAAUCUCCCACUUCUCCUUUUUAGUUUUUGGUUUCUGGUGUUUCGUGAGGAGAUGGCCGACGCCGUGAUUCCUGCCGCCGUAUUGCGUAAUCUCUCUGACAAGCUCUAUGAGAAGCGAAAAAACGCGGCUCUCGAGAUUGAGGGGAUAGUGAAGUCGCUGGCAGCCGCCGGGGAUCACGAGAAGAUAUCGGCGGUCAUCAAUUUGUUGACCACGGAAUUCAUCUGCUCUCCCCAAGCGCACCACCGCAAGGGAGGAUUGAUAGGACUAGCAGCUGCAACAGUAGGGUUGACUACAGAAGCAGCUCAACAUCUCGAGCAAAUUGUGAAACCCGUACUUGGUGCUUUUGGUGACCAAGAUAGCAGAGUUCGUUAUUAUGCUUGUGAAGCUCUAUAUAACAUUGCCAAGGUGGUUAGGGGAGAUUUUAUUAUUUUCUUUAAUAAAAUUUUUGAUGCCUUGUGUAAACUUUCGGCAGACUCGGAUGCCAAUGUACAGAGUGCUGCUCAUCUUUUGGAUCGGCUUGUAAAGGACAUUGUUACUGCAAGUGAUCAAUUCAGCAUUGAAGAAUUUAUACCGUUGCUGAGAGAACGUAUGAAUGUCCUAAAUCCCUACGUCCGACAGUUUUUGGUGGGAUGGAUCACUGUUUUGGACAGUGUUCCAGAAAUAGAUAUGCUGGGUUUUCUUCCUGAUUUUCUUGAUGGUUUGUUCAAUAUGUUGAGCGAUUCUAGCCAUGAAAUACGACAGCAAGCUGAUUCUGCCCUUUCAGAGUUUCUUCAAGAGAUUAAGAACUCCCCAUCUGUAGAUUAUGGUCGCAUGGCUGAAAUACUGGUUCAGAGGGCAGCUUCUCCAGAUGAAUUUACUCGCUUAACAGCUAUCACAUGGAUAAAUGAGUUUGUGAAACUUGGUGGUGACCAACUUGUUCCCUAUUAUGCUGAUAUUUUGGGAGCCAUUUUGCCUUGCAUAUCUGACAAAGAAGAGAAAAUUAGAGUGGUUGCUCGUGAAACCAAUGAAGAGCUUCGUGCAAUCAGGGCUGAUCCUACUGCAGGAUUUGAUGUUAGAGCAAUUCUCUUCAUUGCAAAGAGGCAAUUAUCGACUGAGUGGGAGGCUACUCGAAUUGAAGCAUUGCACUGGAUAUCAACACUUUUGAACAGACAUCGCUCUGAGGUCUUGUCUUUUUUAAAUAAAAUAUUUGAUACCCUUCUCGAAGCACUGUCAGAUCCAUCUGAUGAGGUGGUACUCCUUGUUCUUGAGGUUCAUGCAUGCAUAGCGAAAGAUCUGCAACACUUUCACCAACUUCUUGUUUUCUUGGUGCAUAAUUUCCGCAUCAAUCACUCUCUUCUGGAGAAGCGCGGUACUUUGAUAAUCCGGCGACUCUGUGUUCUUUUAGAUGCUGAAAGGGUCUAUCGUGAACUUUCUACAAUAUUAGAGGGAGAAGCUGACCUGGAUUUUGCAUCUAUCAUGGUUCAGGCUUUGAAUUUGAUUUUACUCACAUCCUCUGAAUUAGCUGAGCUUCGAUAUCUUUUAAAACAAUCUCUGGUGAAUUCUGCUGGGAAAGAUUUAUUUGUUUCUUUGUAUGCUUCGUGGUGCCAUUCACCCGAGGCAAUUAUAAGCCUUUGUUUAUUAGCACAGACUUACCAGCAUGCCAGUACUGUGAUUCAGUCGCUGGUAGAGGAAGAUAUUAAUGUCAGGUUCUUGUUACAGCUGGAUAAAUUGAUUCGUUUGCUGGAAACUCCCAUCUUUGCUUACCUUAGAUUGCAGCUUCUUGAACCUGGAAGAUAUACAUGGUUGUUAAAAGCUUUAAAUGGUCUUCUGAUGCUGCUCCCCCAGCAAAGCGCAGCUUUUAAGAUACUGCGAACUCGUUUAAAAACUGUACCUUCAUAUUCCUUCAGUGACGAUCAAGUUGAGCGAACAUUUUCAGGGAACACAUACUCUCAGAUCCUACAUCACAUUCCAAGUGGAUCACAAAUUUCCGAGGAUGGUGAUGUAAACCAGGAUGUAGGGACUUCUGAUUCGCAUAAUGGAAUUAAUUUCACUACAAGGCUGCAUCAGUUUGAGCAAAAGCAAAAACAACAUCGGGUGCUUGCAAAAGCGCAGGCCAAGUCUCGCAAAAUCUCCACAUCAUCAUCAAAGGAUGUACAAAGAUUAGAGGAAUCCCAGCACCAACCUCCUUUGGAUAAUAGUGGGGCUCUUUCAAGAUCAUCUAGGAAAGGCCCGGGGCAAUUACAACUCUGAUCAUAUUAUGCACUGGAGAGGAGGUUCGGGUAUAAAUUGUAAAAUUGUAUAGCGUAGUUUGUCUGUAUUUUAUGGAUGCUGGGAUGGUAAAAGAAAAAAGAAAAAAAAAAGAUGGUUUUGAUUUGAGAUAAGCUUGGGUUAUCCUGAGCCAUUCUUUUUUCUUUGGAAACGGUGUAUAUCCAUGUGGUUCUGUUAUUUUUUUAUAUUGAAAACCACGGCCCAAUGCAAAAUAUUUUAGAGAA